AUGUCAUCCAACGUCGGCUUACAACUCGAUGAAAUAGCAAAAUACAUUGAUCGAAUGAAGGAGCAGAAAAGGACUACAGAAAAAUGCAUUGAGGAUAUUGAGAGAGACAAAUCAGGGCUCGAAGAACGAAUUGAGGAAAUGAAGCGUAAAAGAGAUGAGUUAGAUGACAGGUUGCGCGUGGAACAAGAGAGGCUUCUUCGACAAGAACGCACCAUUCGACAAGUAUGGCUCUAUAUUUUUUGUUUCUUGAUUUUUUUUUCUUGA
This is a messenger RNA of Cooperia oncophora, 264 nucleotides long. Lineage: Eukaryota; Metazoa; Nematoda; Chromadorea; Rhabditida; Trichostrongylidae. The record is from the annotation of a GenBank genome assembly.